CCCCGUCCGCCGCCCCACAAGCAGCCGGAGGGCGCCGCGGCAGCCGAAGUGCGAUCGAUGCCGGGAGCGCGGAGGAGAAGGCGGCGGCGCUGCUGAGAGGGGGGGCGGCCCCGCCCGGAGAUGGGGAUUCUCAGCAUCACGGACCAGCCUCCUCUGGUCCAAGCCAUUUUUAACCGUGAUAUAGAGGAGGUACGGUCAUUACUGAGUCAGAAGGAGAAUAUCAAUGUGUUGGACCAAGAGAGACGAACCCCUUUGCACGCAGCUGCAUACUUAGGGGACACCUCUAUUGUUGAACUCCUAAUACUAUCAGGUGCUAACGUCAAUGCAAAGGACACUCUUUGGCUAACCCCGUUACACCGUGCUGCAGCUUCUCGUAAUGAGAAAGCACUUAACCUCCUCCUAAAGCACUCGGCAGACAUCAAUGCUCGUGACAAGUAUUGGCAAACACCACUGCAUGUUGCUGCUGCCAACAGAGCAACCAAGUGUGCUGAGACCAUCAUCCCACUGCUUAGUAAUGUUAAUGUGGCAGACCGCACUGGCCGCACAGCAUUGCACCAUGCUGUACACAGUGGGCACCUUGAGAUGGUAAACUUGCUCUUAAAUAGAGGGGCCAAUCUGAGCACAUGUGACAAGAAGGAGAGACAGCCAAUACAUUGGGCAGCCUUUCUGGGGCAUUUGGAAGUGUUGAAGCUACUGGUAGCCCGUGGAGCUGACAUCACGUGCAAGGACAAAAAGGGUUACACACUGCUACACACAGCAGCAGCCAGCGGCCAGAUUGAAGUUGUGAAACAUCUGCUGAGGCUUGGAGUUGAGAUUGAUGAACCAAAUUCCUUUGGCAACACUGCACUUCACAUUGCCUGUUACAUGGGCCAGGAUGCCGUGGCGAAUGAACUGGUCAACUACGGCGCCAAUGUCAAUCAGCCCAAUGAAAAGGGCUUUACCCCCCUGCACUUUGCUGCCGUCUCCACCAACGGAGCCCUGUGCCUGGAACUUCUUGUCAAUAAUGGAGCUGAUGUGAACUUUCAGAGUAAAGAAGGGAAGAGUCCUUUGCACAUGGCUGCCAUUCAUGGACGGUUUACACGCUCUCAGAUUCUUAUACAAAAUGGCAGUGAGAUUGACUGCGCUGAUAAAUAUGGCAAUACCCCCCUUCAUGUUGCUGCUAGAUAUGGCCACGAGCUGCUAAUUAGUACUUUGAUGACGAAUGGUGCUGACACUGCAAGGCGUGGGAUCCAUGACAUGUUCCCUCUGCACUUAGCUGUUCUCUUUGGAUUCUCAGACUGUUGUCGUAAGCUACUUUCCUCAGGUCAGUUGUACAGCAUUGUCUCCUCACUCAGCAACGAGCAUGUGCUGUCUGCAGGCUUUGAUAUCAAUACGCCAGAUAACCUCGGGAGGACCUGCCUCCAUGCUGCUGCUUCCGGAGGGAAUGUUGAAUGUCUUAACUUGCUGUUGAGCAGCGGAGCUGACUUGAGGAGGAGAGAUAAGUUUGGAAGGACUCCUUUGCACUAUGCAGCCGCGAAUGGCAGCUAUCAGUGUACAGUGACAUUAGUCACUGCCGGAGCCAGUAUUAAUGAAGCUGACUGUAAAGGCUGCACCCCCUUACAUUAUGCUGCUGCUUCAGACACUUACAGGAGAGCUGAGACUCAUUCAGGAAACAGCCAUGACACUGAUGAAGAGCCACUGAAAGAGUCACGACUGAAGGAGGCCAUCUUUUGUUUAGAGUUCUUAUUGGAUAAUGGUGCUGACCCCUCUCUCCGAGACAAACAGGGAUACACUGCUGUCCAUUACGCAGCUGCCUAUGGCAACCGACAGAACCUUGAGUUGCUCCUGGAAAUGUCGUUUAACUGCCUGGACGAUGUGGAAAGCACCAUUCCAGUCAGCCCUUUGCACUUAGCUGCCUAUAAUGGUCACUGUGAAGCCCUGAAGACGCUUGCCGAAACCCUGGUGAACCUGGAUGUGCGGGACCACAAAGGGCGGACGGCUUUGUAUCUUGCCACGGAGAGGGGCUCUACGGAGUGCGUGGAGGUGCUCACCAGCCAUGGUGCUUCUGCUCUUGUGAAGGAGAAAAAGAAGAAGUGGACACCCCUCCAUGCUGCUGCUGCCUAUGGGAACACAGAUUCCCUGCAUCUUCUCAUUGAUAGUGGGGAGAGAGUCGACAUCACUGAUGUCAUGGACAUCCAUGGACAGACCCCAUUGAUGUUGGCAAUCAUGAAUGGCCAUGUAGAUUGUGUCCAUCUCUUACUAGAGAAGGGAUCCACAGUGGACGCAGCAGACAGAAGAGGCAGGACCGCACUGCACCGAGGGGCUGUUACUGGCUGUGAAGACUGCCUUGCAGCACUGCUGGACCAUGAUGCCUUUGUAUUGUGUCGGGAUUUCAAGGGCCGGACCCCGAUUCAUUUUGCCUCGGUGUGUGGGCAUUCUGAAAUCCUGAGGACCUUGCUGCAGGCAGCGCUUUCUACUGACCCUCUGGACUCUGUAGUGGACUAUAGUGGCUAUUCACCAAUGCACUGGGCUUCAUACAGUGGGCAUGAAGAUUGUCUUGAAUUGUUACUUGAACACAAUCCAUUUGCAUACCUAGAAGGAAACCCCUUUACUCCAUUGCACUGUGCAGUAAUUAACAACCAGGAUGGCACUGCUGAGAUGCUUGUUGAAGCAUUGGGUGCCAAGAUUGUUAAUAGCAGAGAUGCCAAAGGAAGGACCCCCCUUCACGCUGCUGCCUUUGCAGACAACAUCCAUGGUUUACAAUUGCUUUUGCAACACCAGGCUGAGGUAGAUGGAACUGACCAAUUGGGGAGGACCCCUCUUAUGAUGGCUGCUGAAAAUGGCCAGACGGCAGCAGUUGAGUUCCUGCUGUACAGAGCAAAAGCAGAUCUAACUGUGCUGGAUGUCAACAAGAACACAGCUCUUCACCUGGCCUGCAGUAAGGGUCAUGAAAAGUGUGCCUUGUUGAUUCUGGGGGAAACCCAAGACCUUGGCCUUAUCAAUGCAACAAACAGUGCUCUACAGAUGCCACUCCAUAUUGCAGCUCGAAACGGAUUGGCCUCUGUUGUCCAGGCUCUGCUGAGCAGAGGUGCCACUGUGCUUGCUGUGGAUGAAGAAGGCCAUACCCCAGCCUUGGCUUGUGCCCCCAACAAAGACGUUGCUGACUGCCUGGCACUUAUCCUUUCCACCAUGAAGCCUUUUCCACCUAAAGACGCCAUCAGCCCUUUCAGCUUCAACCUCCUCAAGAACUGCGGCAUUGCUGCCAAGACAGCCGCCUGCAGCUCCCUGCCCAACGGGAACAGCUGCCCUUACACCAAGGAUAGGCACAAUGCCAUCGGCUUAGAUGGCUGUUAUUCGGAAUAGCUUAAAAAAAAAACAAUGAUGGGUGAUCUAGUAUCUCUUCUAUUUAUUUAGGAAUUCUAUCAAUAUAGGACACUUUAAAGGAGAACAAGACUGGGAACGGGCCUUGUAAAAGGUCCUAGGAACCAAAAAAAAAGGAAAGAGAGAGAGAGAAAAAAAAAAACCUAGAGAAAAUGAUCUCAGCUUCUGCAUCCUACCUAGAUACUUGCUUUGACCACUAGCAUUUCUUUUGCUAUCACAAUUAACAAAAAGAAGUGUGGGUUUUCGAACAGAUUUGCCCUCUUAAGGCGGUUUUUUUGUUGUUGUUCAAAAUUACUCUGUGAAGCUUUAAAACAAAAUCUGCUUGCAUUCUUCUUUCCCUUGCUGUUUGCCAAAGGGUAUAUUGCCCGGUUCUUCGGCGUUCCAAUGUUUUUAAACAACCCACCUUUUUCAGUCCAAUUCCUCAAGGCUUGAUGCUCCAAGUGAAGAGCCAAUUAAAUUUACUUUAAAAUUUACUUUAAAUGCAUGGGGUUGUGGCAGCAGCCAAAGGACCCAAAUUUGAUCAUCUGGAUCAGCUUAACUGUGUCUCCCACACUUCCCCUCUGUCAGGCCACCUUAUCAUUUGGCAUCAUUUUUCUCUGGGCGCCUCAAGAGCAUAAAAAAAUAAUUCCGAGGGUCCCAGCAGUAUAGGCAGGGAGCAGAAGCCUGAAUUGCUGCUGCUGUUGCUUUUUAUUUUGCAUUUUGAAAUGAGGACAGGGAGGUUGAUCAAGGAGGGACCGCCAAGAAGGGCAGCAGCUGCUGGCAAAGUGCCACUAUCAUUGCUUCUUCCCCCAGGGUAACUUUUGUUUGUUCGUUAGUUUGUUGUGCUCGCCCUUUUUGAUUCCAGUGAAAAACACUUGAACUGAGAACUACUGUACCUGGCUACUCUGAUACUUUAGGCAGCUCAUAGUCCCCAAAUGCUGUUGCCCAACCAACGUGGUUCCUCUUUAAAAAAAAAAAACUUGUGUAUGCGCUGCCAGAAUUACCCCAACCACAUCAGGCACUUUAGGGAUCUUCUGUUUUUGGAGGCUGGGUUUUUUUGUUUUGUUUUGUUUUGGGGGGAGACGGAAGGUUAUCGGGGUUGCAAAAUGUCGGAUCCCCAAAAAGAAUUUCUUUUGUGGUUCCCCCUGCCCCCCUCCCGUCUCUGUGUUCUGCAGUGUUUCCCAUUAGACAAGUCAGUGUUGCCUAAAAAAGUUAUUGAUAAAGAAGCAAGCAUUUUAUCUUUUGAAAAAUAGCAAAAAGGAAAGAAAAAAGAAAAAAAAGCUUUCUGCAAGGAGAACAAUGCACUUCAGAAUCUUACAAUCCUACAUUUGUAUUUAUAAUUUUUCCCACUAGAAUAACAUCCAGAAGAUUUCAUUAGAGUGUGUGUGUGUGUAUGUCUCUGUCCAUCCAUCCAUAGGUGAGACUAGUAUGAGUGUGUAUUUUUUAAUUUUAAAAUUCCUAUUUAUUACACAUUUGAGCAUGUGCACUGUUUUUUUUUCUUUUUGUAUUGUAAACUGUAUCAUGUGUAGAAACUAACAAAAAAAAGAUUACCAUAUUGCAAAGUAUGUUCAAAGCCAAAGAUUGGGAUGUAGCAAUCAGAUGAAAGCUGCUGGGGCAAAACGUUUAUGACCUAAUAAUCUUUCCCAUCACUUUCCCAGUCCUGCAGAGCUGCGGUAGGCUUGGGACUGCGUCUAGCAGAACAUUUGAAUUUUCAGAAUGAACUAUUCCAAGGCAUAGUGUGUUUGGACCAGCCAGCUUUAAAGGCUAGUAACCCUGGGGGGAAAAAAACCUGUCUUUUAUUUUCCCCCAGGGUAUCUUCU
Molecule: messenger RNA, 5159 nt
Organism: Thamnophis elegans (Western terrestrial garter snake)
Lineage: Eukaryota; Metazoa; Chordata; Lepidosauria; Squamata; Natricidae
Gene: ANKRD52
Product: ankyrin repeat domain 52
Exons: 28
Coding region: 121-3342 (1073 amino acids)
Molecular function (GO): protein binding
Source: RefSeq, a predicted model, not a curated record